GAUCGCGGACUUGAGCGGCGGCGGCUUGGGAGAGAGGAACGUGGGCUGCAGGCGCGAUGCUUGGCCAGAGAACGCGUCCGACGGCGGCCGGACGCUGAGCCGGGCUGGGCAGAGCAGUCCGGCCCGGGCAUGGAGCGCGGGGUGGCCAAGCCUCUGGACGUUUGGGGCGCGCCUAGUCCGAGCCCCCGGCGCGCCUGAAGUUGCGAGCGGCGAGCGGCCCGCGGGGACCCGAGAGCGGCCGGCACGCCGCGGAUGAGCCUUCGCGCCGGCUGCGAGACGCGGCGGUGGCCAGGGCCAGAGCAGGCAGCCCGCGGGGGCCCAUCCGGCGGAGAGCAGAGCUCGAGGCGAGGCGCGGCGCCGCUGCACACACGCACACGGAGCCAUGGGGUGCCAUGUUGCCACCAGCUGCCACGUGGCCUGGCUUUUGGUGCUGAUCUCUGGAUGCUGGGGCCAGGUGAACCGGCUGCCCUUCUUCACCAACCACUUCUUUGAUACAUACCUGCUGAUCAGCGAGGACACGCCUGUGGGUUCUUCUGUGACCCAGUUGCUGGCCCGAGACAUGGACAAUGACCCCCUGGUGUUUGGCGUGUCUGGGGAGGAGGCCUCUCGCUUCUUUGCCGUGGAGCCUGACACCGGCGUGGUGUGGCUCCGGCAGCCACUGGACAGAGAGACCAAGUCGGAGUUCACCGUGGAGUUCUCUGUCAGCGACCACCAAGGGGUGAUCACACGGAAGGUGAACAUCCAGGUCGGGGAUGUGAAUGACAACGCACCCACAUUUCACAAUCAGCCCUACAGCGUCCGCAUCCCUGAGAAUACACCAGUGGGGACGCCCAUCUUCAUCGUGAAUGCCACAGAUCCCGACUUGGGGGCAGGGGGCAGCGUCCUCUACUCCUUCCAGCCCCCCUCCCAAUUCUUCGCCAUUGACAGUGCCCGUGGUAUCGUCACAGUGAUCCGGGAGCUGGACUACGAGACCACACAGGCCUACCAGCUCACGGUCAACGCCACGGAUCAAGAUAAGACCAGGCCUCUGUCCACCCUGGCCAACUUGGCCAUCAUCAUCACAGACGUCCAGGACAUGGACCCCAUCUUCAUCAACCUGCCUUACAGCACCAACAUCUACGAGCAUUCUCCUCCGGGCACGACGGUGCGCAUCAUCACCGCCAUAGACCAGGAUAAAGGACGUCCCCGGGGCAUUGGCUACACCAUUGUUUCAGGGAAUACCAACAGCAUCUUUGCCCUGGACUACAUCAGUGGAGCACUGACCUUGAAUGGCCUGCUGGACCGGGAGAACCCCCUGUACAGCCACGGCUUCAUCCUGACUGUGAAGGGCACAGAGCUGAACGAUGACCGCACCCCAUCUGACGCUACAGUCACCACGACCUUCAAUAUCCUGGUUAUUGACAUCAAUGACAACGCCCCAGAGUUCAACAGCUCCGAGUACAGCGUGGCCAUCACUGAGCUGGCACAGGUCGGCUUUGCCCUUCCACUCUUCAUCCAGGUGGUGGACAAGGAUGAGAAUUUGGGCCUGAACAGCAUGUUUGAGGUGUAUCUGGUGGGGAACAACUCCCACCACUUCAUCAUCUCCCCGACCUCCGUCCAAGGGAAGGCGGACAUUCGUAUUCGGGUGGCCAUCCCACUGGACUACGAGACCGUGGACCGCUAUGACUUUGAUCUCUUUGCCAAUGAGAGUGUGCCUGACCAUGUGGGCUAUGCCAAGGUGAAGAUCACUCUCAUCAAUGAAAAUGACAACCGGCCCAUCUUCAGCCAGCCACUGUACAACAUCAGCCUGUACGAGAACGUCACCGUGGGGACCUCUGUGCUGACAGUCUUGGUGAGUCCCCGCUCUCCCACAGGGCUGCUGAGCUCUCCGGGGCCGACUGUGGUAAGGCAUCCAGAGGGAUUUUGUCCAAGGGACCUGGGCAGUCAGGGAAGGAGGCGCCCCCAAAUCCCUGAGCUGUGUUUGUUGGUGUAUUAAAUAAAAUUUCUGGAUGCUU
Molecule: messenger RNA, 1994 nt
Organism: Piliocolobus tephrosceles (Ugandan red Colobus)
Lineage: Eukaryota; Metazoa; Chordata; Mammalia; Primates; Cercopithecidae
Product: cadherin-23-like
Exons: 14
Coding region: 383-1975 (530 amino acids)
Biological process (GO): homophilic cell-cell adhesion
Cellular component (GO): cell-cell junction; plasma membrane
Molecular function (GO): calcium ion binding
Source: RefSeq, a predicted model, not a curated record